This is a messenger RNA of Lecanosticta acicola, 2910 nucleotides long. The record is from the annotation of a GenBank genome assembly. NCBI's taxonomy places the organism in Eukaryota, Fungi, Ascomycota, Dothideomycetes, Mycosphaerellales, Mycosphaerellaceae.
AUGUCUGAAACUCAACGGCCGAGCGCCGUGAGGGCAGACACUUUCGAAAAUCCGGUCCUGAGCGAAGAGAACCGCCUCCAACCCGUCACGCCAACCAUUAGUCACGAUAACGACGUCGCCGUGCCACCUACAGCCAACUUGCACGGCAUCUCCCGGAAUACCCCUCAACAUAUCCUCGAGGCUAUAGGAGCCGCUGGAGAUUCCCAAGGCUCUUCUCCAACGGCCACCCGUGCCGUUCACCCCGCAGAGGAACUUCUUCGGCAUAUGAGCCUCUCCGACGCCCAGCCAAGACCGAGUUUCGAGGACGUGGACCCGCGCUCUGCUCAUCCAGGCUUGACCUUGAGUGGGAAUGUGAUCAGUGCCGCCUUCUGCGUCCCCUACAAGAUCGGAUACACGAGCGACGGAGAAUGGGAGCUUCACCAACGUAGAGGCACUUCGGCGCUCUUCGACUCGUUCUCUUACCUUUCUUCGCCCGAGUCGCCUUGGAACCACACGCUUGUUGGCUGGACAGGAGAAAUCGACCGUGCUGCGAGACGCCAUGCAAGUGGCAACUCGGCUGGCACCCAUGGGAUGAGUUCGAUGGACUCGGUCCCCGUAAACAAGGCCGCCGCACCCAUUCCGCCCAACCGCGGAGAGAAACCAGUGCCCCCGACCGAUAUCUCAGAGUUACAAAUUCCGUUGGCGGAUCGGCUCAAGCUCGAGAAACGACUGGAGAAAGACCAUGGGGGCCGAGUCGCGCCGGUCUGGCUGUGGGAUGAAAUCGACGAUAACGAGAUCGCCACCUUCCGCAGCCAGCAGAGAUGGCGGCGCUACGGUGAACAUGAGCUGUUCACCCUGUUCCACUACAAGCAAAACGCACCAACUGACGGCCGAGCUGUGAGAAGGUCUUGGGCAGACUACUACUGCAUGAACAAGGCCUUUGCGGACGCAAUUAUCAACAUCUACAAGCCUGGAGACAUUAUCCUCAUCCACGACUACCAGCUUCUCCUAUUGCCCAGUCUUCUCCGUCAGCGGCUCCCGAACAUCUAUGUUGGCUUCUUCUUGCAUGUUCCAUUCCCGAGUAGCGAGUACUAUCGCUGUCUGACUCGUCGGAAGGAAAUUUUGGAAGGUGUUCUUGGAGCCAACAUGAUCGGAUUCCAAAUAUACAGUUACGCUCGUCACUUCUCCUCAUGCUGCACACGUAUCUUAGGCUUCGAUUCUUCCUCAGCUGGAGUCGACGCAUAUGGUGCCCAUGUGCCCGUCGAUGUGUUUCCAAUCGGCAUCAACGCAGAAACAACCAUCGAGGCAGCUUUCAACUCUUCGGGCGUUGACGAGAAGAUAGAGGCGCUACGCGAACUCUAUGCAGGCAAGAAGGUGAUUGUGGGACGUGACCGCUUGGACACGGUGCGCGGGGUGGCACAGAAGCUGCAAGCCUUCGAAAUUUUCUUGGAGCGACACCCCGAGUGGCACGACAAGGUCGUCCUCAUUCAAGUUACAAGCCCGACCAGCAUUGAGGAGCGUGACGACAAAGGUGACAAGACCGCGAACAAGAUUUCUGAGCUCGUCGCAAGAAUCAAUGGCUCAUUCGGCUCAUUGAGCUCAACACCCGUGCAACAUUAUCCGCAAUACCUGUCUGAGGAGGAAUAUUUCGCACUCCUCCGCAUCGCAGAUGUUGGUCUGAUCACCAGCGUACGGGAUGGUAUGAACACAACCGCUCUUGAAUAUGUCAUUUGCCAGCGCGACAACCAUGGUCCACUCAUCAUUUCUGAAUUCUCGGGAACUGCGGGCAGCUUGGGAGACGCAAUUCACAUCAACCCUUGGGAUCUAGGAGGCACUGCAGACGAAAUCCAUACGGCUCUCACCAUGUCCGAAGGCGAAAAGCACCAGAAGCAUGAGAUGCUCUAUAGCCACGUUACGACUAACACUGUCCAAGCGUGGACGGACAACUACGUCAAACGGCUCCUCACCAAUCUCGCUUCCUACGACCAGUCCAUCGCAACACCCGUACUUGACCGAGCUCAGCUUUUGUCUCAAUAUCGCGCUGCUUCGCGUCGCUUGUUCAUGUUUGACUACGACGGCACAUUGACGCCAAUUGUGAAAGACCCACAGGCGGCCAUUCCUUCUGAUAGAGUCAUUAGAACGCUGAAGACGUUGGCAUCUGACCCGCACAAUCAGGUUUGGAUUAUCUCAGGUCGAGAUCAGGCGUUCCUGGAAGAGUGGAUGGGCCACAUCACCGAGCUGGGCUUGUCCGCCGAGCACGGCUCCUUCAUGCGGCCUCCCAACUCUGGCUUCUGGGAGAAUCUCACGGAGACUCUGGACAUGUCAUGGCAGAACGAGGUGAUGAAGGUCUUCAACCACUACUCUGAGCGGACACAGGGAAGUUUCAUCGAGAGGAAGAAGAUUGCCCUGACAUGGCACUACCGCAGAGCGGAUCCCGAAUAUGGAGCUUUCAUGGCUCGAGAGUGCCAGAAGCAUUUGGAAGCUACAGUGGCGAAGAAGUGGGACGUUGAAGUCAUGACUGGCAAGGCGAACCUGGAAGUACGACCACGCUUUGUAAACAAGGGCGAGAUUGCGAAGCGGUUGGUGCGCGAGUAUGGUGAAGCCGCACACGAGGCACCAGACUUCGUGCUCUGCCUUGGUGAUGACUUCACGGACGAAGGUACUACCUCUCCCGAGUUCCCUCGCUGUGAUCAUCGGAAAGCUGACUCUUUUCUAGACAUGUUCCGCACCCUGCGCACGUCCAAACUCCCCGAAGAACACCGCUUCACCGUCACCGUCGGCGCCAAAACCAAGCAGACGCUCGCGACCUGGCACCUGCUCGAACCGGCCGACGUGAUCUCCGUCAUCGCUCUGCUCAACGGCUCUGCGGAUGCUGGGAAUGCCGGCGCGAUUGCUGUGCUCGACGGUACGGUGCCUGAUUCGCGGCAAUAG